Messenger RNA from Microthlaspi erraticum, 1233 nucleotides. The record is from the annotation of a GenBank genome assembly. NCBI's taxonomy places the organism in Eukaryota, Viridiplantae, Streptophyta, Magnoliopsida, Brassicales, Brassicaceae.
AUGCCAACCAAAAAGGAACGAAACUCAUCGUCAUUGUCACUAUCUUUAGGUAUAAUAAAGCUUCUCAAUCCACUACUCCACAAUUUUCUCACUUUUUGCGUGGGUGCGAUAGUAGGGAUCAUUGUUCAUUCUUCUCUAGAAAUAAUACUUUCACCUUAUUCCCCAACCGUACAAAGUGUCUCUCAACUCUUCCUCGUAGCUUCUCUUCCUCCUCCUCUUCCUGCUUCUUCUCCUCUUUCUUCUCCUCCUCUUGCUUCUCCUCUUGCUCCUCCUCCGUCUACUUCUCCUUUAUCUCAAAACAACCAGCUCGAAAUGUUUCUGAGGCCACCGAAGAACAUCAUGCACGAUAUGGAAGAGAACGAGCUUUUUUGGAGAGCUUCAAUGGAGCCCAAGAUCAGAGAUUACCCUUUUCCUCGAACCCCAAAGGUUGCUUUCAUGUUCUUGACAAGGGGACCUUUACCUUUGGCUCCUCUAUGGGAAAGGUUCUUUCGAGGCUAUGAAGAUCUUUUCACUAUCUAUGUUCACGUUAAUCCCUCUUAUAAUGAGUUCAUGCCCCAAGGUUCUGUGUUUUAUGGCCGUCGCAUUCCAAGCAAGAGAGUUGAUUGGGGACAAGCAAACAUGGUAGAAGCAGAACGAAGGUUACUAGCAAACGCUCUAUUAGACAUGAACAACGAGCGCUUCAUUCUUCUCUCCGAAUCUUGCAUCCCUCUCUUCAACUUCACCACCGUUUACUCUUACCUCAUCAACUCCACUCAAACCCACGUCCACUCUUACGACCUCCCCUUUGGCCGCGUCCGCUACGACCGCCGCAUGUAUCCUCACAUCCACAUGCACCAUUGGCGCAAAGGCUCUCAGUGGUUCGAGCUAGACCGAUCCAUGGCUCUUGAGAUCGUCUCCGACACAGUCUACUGGCCCAUCAUGAAAGCUUACUCUCGCUGCCCUGACGAGCACUACGUCCCGACAAUACUCAACUUGAGGCCGAGCCUCGGGUCACGUAACUCGAACCGAUCUCUAACGUGGACUGACUGGGAGAACCGUAGGGCUCACCCGAGAUUAAUCCGUGUGUGGAACGUGAAUGUGGAGUUCUUGAUGUGGCUUAGGAGGUGUGACGAGGAGUGUUGUGAACACAAUGGGGAGAAUAAGACGAGGGUUUGCUUUCUCUUUGCUCGCAAGUUUUCGCCGAAUACUUUGAAGAAGUUGCUCCGGUUUGCAUCUACCGUCAUGCAUUUCUGA